AUGUGGGGCCCUAGUGGACAUCCUCGUCCCCCUGAAAGGCCCCAAGGAGGCCCUGGUUGCAGAAUAGGCCCCCUCUGCCCCAGUGAAAGAAAACGGAGGCGAAAUUACACCAAUACGCUUCAGGAGUUAGCCAUGCUACUGCCUAUCCCCCUGCAGGCCAGCAGCAAAAAACUCACCAAGAAGGAGAUUCUCCUCCACGUUCUACACUAUAUUGAACACCUCCAGCGAAGCAUUGAUGUGGCCAAGUCUCUUCUCCUAUUCCAGCCCACAGACAAAGAAGAACGAAGGGCAGGAGCCAAAGACCCUCAUCCGUGCCUGGCCCUAGGCAGAGGUCCCUCCCAGCCAGGGAAGCAGCCUGCGGAGGAGUUGACAGCAAACAGAAGCAGAGGAGGAGCUAUGGGGGGAGCCGCUCUCCCCAGGAGACACCCCCUCCCAUGCCGACACCUGGAGUCUUGGCUGCCCCCAUCCCACGGAGGAGCUGAGCUCACACUUCUGGAGAUGGCCGAAGGCGGGGUUCACCUCUGCUUAGCAGGUUGGUUCCUCACCCCCACCCUCCACUCUGGGAGUGCUUCAGGCCCGGGUGCUAAGGAUCUGGAGGGAGGGCGGGCAGGGGUCUCUCCUCAGAGCUGACACCAUAAGGGGAGUGGGUUCUUCUUUCCCUUCUUGGUCCUAUCUGCAAAGGGAGGCAGGCAGAGCUGUCCUGUCUCUCUCUCUCCCCUUGCCUCAGCCUGUUGUGGAGGAUCCGGUGCCCAAGAAGAGUGUCCCUGCCCCCCCUGUGAGGCCCAGACAACAGCAGGUGACACACGGCUGCCACCUCCCCCCUGGAGUGAGCCUCUUCCCAGGCAGGAGCUGGUGUUCUAUGACUCCUGUGAGGAGGAGGAAGAGGAGGAGGCGAUGGACACAGGGCCUUGGCUCUCAGCCUGGCCCCCCCAGGGCAGCCCCCAUGGGAGCCCCUUGGUGGAUUCUCCCAGGACCAGGAGCUGGCCUGGAGCUGGCCAGCCUAGGGAGAAGCUUGGCCUGAGCCCCUCCCUCUUUACCUCUCCGGGACGACUGCUGCCUGGGAAGAUCCUUCAGGAAGGCACAGAGAACCUUACCCAAGCCCUCUUUGAAGACGUCUGCCUGAGCCCACAGUCAUCUCCUUCCUCUGCCACUCUGUCCGGGGAAGCUCCCUUUGACUCAGCCCCAUCAGCCCCUGGGGACCCUCUCCAUGCCCUCAACCUCUUCCAGUCAUCAUUCUCCCUAGACCACUGCUACCUCUCCCUGAGUGAGACCAGCAAGACGGACUCCAGCCCCAGCUCAGGGGUGACUGAAUGGGCGUCCCUGUGGAACAGACGGCGGGAGGUGAGCCAGGGAACCCCAGAUGGCUUCCUGUCCUCCAGCGAUGAGGAUGGGGACUGUGCCUGGACCCCCACCAAGUGUGCCUCUCCUCUGCCCAUGUCCGGGAAGAAGCGGAGAAGGAGCCGGGCAGGUGGCUCUGGCUGCAGCCCGGGGAGACCCAAGGAGAGCAAGAAGGCGCACUGUCCCUUCCAGCUGAAGAAGAAAUGCGUCAAUGGCUUCAUCAUGUUCUGUCGCCUCAACCGCAAGCAGUACAUUCGAGCCUGCCCUGGCACUGCAUCCACCGCAGCCACCAGAGAGCUGGCACACCUGUGGCGGGUGAUGACCAAGCAGGAGAGGAGACCGUACUGCAUUAAGGCCCGGAAGUUCAGCCGGCAGCACAACCGGAUCGUCAGGCAGGACUGCUCCAGCGAGGAGGAAGACCGCUCAUCCCCCAAGCCCUUCCACCUGCUUCUGGCCGAGAAGGCCCUGUACUCCCCAGGCUCCCCGGGCCUGGAGUACAUGAGCUCCCCUCUGAGGGACCCCCUCCCUGACAGCGUGGCAUUGCUGUGA
This is a messenger RNA of Dromiciops gliroides (monito del monte), 1887 nucleotides long. RefSeq names its product meiosis initiator (gene MEIOSIN). The record is from RefSeq and is a predicted model, not a curated record. NCBI's taxonomy places the organism in Eukaryota, Metazoa, Chordata, Mammalia, Microbiotheria, Microbiotheriidae. Gene Ontology annotation, molecular function: protein dimerization activity.